Colletotrichum navitas is the source of this 336-nucleotide messenger RNA. RefSeq lists its product as uncharacterized. The annotation marks the transcript as partial. The record is from RefSeq and is a predicted model, not a curated record. The transcript has a single exon. NCBI's taxonomy places the organism in Eukaryota, Fungi, Ascomycota, Sordariomycetes, Glomerellales, Glomerellaceae.
ACCCGCCACAUCACAAUGCGAAACCCGUUCAAGCCUAGGAAGGCGCCCGCGCAAACCUGGACGGCCAAGAGAUCGUCCGUCCUCUCGGCCGACGACCCGGUCUUCCGAGGCCUCGAUGAGGCGGGACGAAGGAGCCUGCAAGCGACCCCGCCUAUCCAGCAUCAGCCGAGGCCUUCCCAGGACCUCGCCAGGGGGCCUCCCGAGCAGGCCGCGGGCGACGGCGCAUGCGCGCCGAGCGCGGGGGCCGGCUCCCAUGACAGCAUCGCCGUCGACUCUGGGCACGGGUACGCUGCGAUCGCCGGCUCUUCCGCCGGUGCCGAUCAUUCUGGCCACUGA